CAUUAGUCUCUAUCUGAUGGCGUUUAGAUACAAACGCCCAUAGAAAUUGCAAAGAUACAAAUAGAUGUAACGUGUGCUCGUUAAUUUAGUUCAGUAUCGAGAUAAGACCUAUUGUGUUAAAUGAAGCUGGUUCAAUCGCGCUCAAUGACAUCAUAUACUAAAGGAGUCGCAACUGACUUUAAUUGACAGCAGCGCAGAGAGCGACCGUCGACUGUUUCAAGCUGACCUCGCUUACGACACGACUCGCUCGCCAGACAUAAAAAUACGCUCAGUUUAAAAACAAAAUGUCAACAUUUAUCAUCGGAUUCAUUUGCGCCAUUGUUUUGGCUGUCGUGUUGAUUGCCUGGCUGGCGUACUACAUGUUCUGUAGAGAACGGCACAAGCCUGAGCAUUAUCAAUACAGCAUCGAAGAUUUACGCAUCAGAAACAUCGAGAUUGCACAAGAUCAAGACGAAGGCGUGAAGAAAAAAGUGACGGCAGGUAUUUUUUUAAUGCCGUCGCGUCAUCAUAUUGACAAUGACUAUAUCAGUAGACCUGAUUAUCCGGAAAGUCCCGCCCCGCAAUUACAACCGAAGAUGGAGAAACUGAUCGAAAUACUCAAUGAUGGACCCGUCGAUGCAGACGUCAACAAAAAUGUAAGCUUCGAUUUGUCAUCGCAGUGCCACACCAGCGACGUGUAAUUAAAACUAACCUGUUGAUUAUUUCAUAAUGCAUUAUUCAUUGUAUUAUUAAUUAGUGUCACUCGUAUGUACCCACCAAGUUUUGAAGUAAAUAUUAUUUUU
Messenger RNA from Papilio machaon (common yellow swallowtail), 782 nucleotides. RefSeq lists its product as uncharacterized. The record is from RefSeq and is a predicted model, not a curated record. The transcript has 2 exons. The coding region runs from base 285 to 680 and encodes 131 amino acids. NCBI's taxonomy places the organism in Eukaryota, Metazoa, Arthropoda, Insecta, Lepidoptera, Papilionidae.